CUAGAACCUCACAUUCGUCCUGCCAUGCUGCAAAGUGGCCCCCUACGCCCAACGGUCCUCCGAAUACCGCGCUUUACAUGUCUCGGCACACGCAGUGAAGGAAGAAACAAGUCAAUCACCGCUGCCAUCGAACGAGGCAGGAGCUCUGGCGACAGAGAGCUCGAAUUUUCAUCGGGAAGAGAUAGGCGAGGAGACCGACGACGCUUCCAAGCUGAAGUAGCUACAGGCCCCGAGAGGCGUGGUUCCAAAAACCUCUUUCAUGGGCAAAAGCGCCUGGACAUAGGCUCGUCACGUUUCGCAGGAGCAGCAAGAGGCUCAUAUCGAGAUGCUACGGGUAGCCCACGCACUACGACGUCGGCCGACGCUGCAGACCACCAAGAACGAUACGAAGAUAGCGCCCGGAGGAGAGGUGCAGCUCGUAUCGAAUCGCUCCCAUAUACCACAGCGGCUUCCGAAUUCAUCUACGGAUACUCGAGCGUUUUAGCUGCCAUCAAGGCAAAUCGACGGAAGCUACACAAACUAUACAUCCAUGCACGAGGUGCUUCACAUGUAGGGCUGACUGCCCUUGUUGCAAGAGCGAAAAAGAAGGUCGAUAUCAGAGAAGUCGGUGACGAAUACCUGCAAGCGUUUGACAAAGCUAGCAGUGGCAGACCCCACAAUGGCUUCAUCCUUGAAGCAUCACCUCUUCCCGUUCCGCCUCUUAUAUCGUUAGUGUCGUCGAAUAUCAACCUGGGGCAGUUCGAAGUUGCACUAGACAGCCAGAGUAGGGAGGACCUGGAGAUCAAUGGCAAACAGACCGAGUUCACGUACAAUUCCGCUGGAUGGAGACACCCUCUGGUCCUCUACGCUGACGGAGUGCUCGACGAGGGGAACCUAGGCGCCAUCGCCCGCUCGGCAUAUUUCCUCGGCGUCGACGCCAUUGUCACUCCUACUCGCCAGAGCGCACCAUGGAGCCAUAUUGCACUCAAAGCCUCCGCCGGCGCAGCUGAAGCCAUACCCAUCUUCAAGGUCAACCAAGGCACGGACUUUCUGGGGCGGAGUGCGCGUGCUGGGUGGAGAAUAUACGCCAGUGAUGCCGUUCCACCUCUGGAGCUGCCGGCUCUUCAAGGCGCAUUGUCCAGCAUUAAACCAAGUCCUCCCUCCACCGAAGUGAUAUAUACAGGAGCUCGGAGCACAAAACGCCUGCCUGUGGAGCAUUGCCCUGUUGAGAGUCAUCCCACGAUCCUGAUGAUGGGCGCGGAAGGAACAGGACUGCGAACGAGUCUGCUGAACUUGGCCCAUUACAAGGUGGGCAUCCGGCAUGGUCGAAAUGUUGAUGAAAUAGGUGUUGACAGUCUCAACGUCAGCGUGGCGGCGUCGUUACUCUGCUACGACAUGCUGCAGAAGCCGAAGCCUCGGGCGCCCGGUAACAUGCUCUUCUAGACGAGGAGCUGCUCCUGUACCCUAUGUACUCUAUGUAAAUACCUCUUGUACGAUAUUUCCAGGACCGGAACGCGGGAACGCGGCAUAUACCCCAGAUAGACCCUGCACAAUAACGGAGCUUCUCCCAUGUCUGCUGUGUAGGCUGGGAUGGGC
This is a messenger RNA of Paraphaeosphaeria sporulosa, 1575 nucleotides long. Its product is annotated as alpha/beta knot. Bases 25 to 1422 code for a protein of 465 amino acids. Gene Ontology annotation, molecular function: RNA methyltransferase activity; RNA binding. Gene Ontology annotation, cellular component: mitochondrion. The transcript has 2 exons. The record is from RefSeq and is a predicted model, not a curated record. NCBI's taxonomy places the organism in Eukaryota, Fungi, Ascomycota, Dothideomycetes, Pleosporales, Didymosphaeriaceae. Gene Ontology annotation, biological process: rRNA methylation.